Messenger RNA from Penicillium chermesinum, 2205 nucleotides. RefSeq names its product DNA-directed DNA polymerase IV. Gene Ontology annotation, cellular component: nucleus. Gene Ontology annotation, biological process: double-strand break repair via nonhomologous end joining. The transcript is spliced from 6 exons. Bases 1 to 2205 code for a protein of 734 amino acids. Gene Ontology annotation, molecular function: DNA binding; DNA-directed DNA polymerase activity. NCBI's taxonomy places the organism in Eukaryota, Fungi, Ascomycota, Eurotiomycetes, Eurotiales, Aspergillaceae. The record is from RefSeq and is a predicted model, not a curated record.
AUGGCUCACACAGGCCUUCUCUCUCCUGAUCCCGGAUUAGCUAUGGCGGGGCAAUCACUCACCAAGAAAAGUUUCUUCACGGCGCUCGAGCAUCUCGAUCACUCAGAUGAUACUGAUGAUGAGGAUGAUCUGUCAAGGCAACUCCUCAUCACUAGCUCCCGAGAUUCAAAAAAAUCUAUCACCCCAACCUUACCUGAUCUUGUCGCCUCUAAGCCACAACCCGUGUUGCUUGCUCGAGCUCACUCUGACCCACAGCCAUCUGCCUGUAAUCAAAGGGCCCCAAGUCUCGAGCCUUUGAAAGAACAUUCCAAGGGUAACAGAAAGCAUUCAACUGACCAGCCGGUAUCACUCAAAUUGAACAGUGCACACCGUUCCUAUUCCACAAGUAGUAUGCCUGGGACAAAGGCCAGCCCAGCCUCAAAGAAGAGGAAGGUGAGCAAUGCCAAAGUCGUUCCAGAAGGGAAGCAGAUCUUCAAGAACCUCGUUUUCUUCUUCUUCCCCAACAAUGAUGUCUCAUCAUUGCGUCGAUUACGCAUUCAGCGAGCGCAGGAGUACGGUGCCCGAUGGGCUCGAGAGUGGUCAUCGACUAUAACGCAUGUGAUCGUUGACAAGGAUCUUUCCUACCAAGACCUGGUCGUCCAUCUCAAGCUGGAGUCUGUUCCUGAAAAUAUUGCCAUUGUCAAUGACACUUACCCGCCAGAGUGUCUUAAGUACUCAACAGUUAUAAAUCCUUCUCAAGCUCGUUUUCGAGUGACUGGAACUCUACUUCCUACUGAGCAGCCACCGUUAACGAAAAGCGUCGUAACCGAGCCCAAGCCUGCCGCUUCACCUCCAUUGAAAAAGUCCAGGCGAGAACAGAACAUGGAGACAUCUCAGCAAUCCAUUGAGAGUAGCGUGGAUGCUGCAUACGCAAUAAGAGCUGUGCCAGCGGGUGAGACUGUCCAAAAGGAAGGUGGCUCUAAAGAUAUUGAUGCGGCAGCUGGUGAAAGCAACGCACUGGAUGACAUCAUCAACGAAACGAAGGCCACGAGCCAUUUGCCCAUCGACGCAAACGACUCUGCGGACGAGACCAAGACAGACGAAUCAGGCAACGAGUCCGAGGUCUCGGACAUUGAACAGGAAGAUGUUCCAGGCGCGCAGAGAGGUAAAAAACUUGCCGGCUCGUGGGCGCAAAGUUUCGCGUGUAUGGAGGAAUACAACCCAGCUGCCCGGCGUGAUAAUCCAAAUAGUAGGACUAUCGACGUCCUGCAGCAGAUGCUAGAUUACUAUACCCGGAAUGCAGACCACUGGCAUAUUUUGGGCUAUCGCAAAGCUAUUGCAGCCCUUCGCAGACAAACGCAAAAGAUUACCACUCGAACCCAGGCACAGAUGAUUCCAGGCAUAGGCCCACGCAUUGCGGACAAAAUCGAGGAGAUAGUUCUCACGGACCACCUUCGCCAAAUAGAUAACACCAGCAAUACUGAAGAGGAUCGUAUUAUCCAGGAAUUUCUUGGAAUAUACGGCGUGGGCCUCCGUCAGGCCUCGGACUGGGUUGCUCAAGGAUACCGCUCGCUCAGUGAUCUUCGCGAUAGAGCUCCAUUGACCAAAAACCAACAAAUUGGAGUUGAUCGUUACCAUGACUUCGCAUUGCGGAUCCCACGCAAGGAGGCGGUCCAAACAGCGGACAAAGAUAUGCAGGUAAUUGUCGCGGGCUCUUACCGCCGCGGGGCUCUCGACUCGGGGGAUAUCGAUUGCUUGAUCACAAAGCCCGACGCUACACUUGAGCAGAUUAGGUCAUUAAUGGUGGAUGUUGUGAUUCCUCAGCUCUUCCGUGAUGGCUUUCUCCAGGUCGGGCUGGCCACACCCAGGCGUCUUGGCCACGAUGGAUCUAAGUGGCAUGGAGCGUCAAGCCUACCCGGUAGCAAGGUAUGGCGUCGAAUCGACCUCUUAUUUGUCCCGGGUGAAGAGAUUGGAGCAGCUUUGCUGUAUUUCACAGGAACGACAUCUUCAAUAGGAGCAUGCGACUGCUUGCUCGGAAAAAAGGGCUCUCGGGGCCUUUUCGCUAAUGUACUCCGUGAUUCCAGGCAGAUGAAGACCAAUCCCGGUCGAUUGCUUGAAGGAAGGGAUGAGAAACGAAUUUUUGCGUUGUUGGGUGUGCCUGGCGGCCACCGGAGCACCGUAUCUGUUAGGGAACAUCAUGUACACAGUAGAUCGGACCGACGGUGA